Molecule: messenger RNA, 1242 nt
Organism: Penicillium maclennaniae
Lineage: Eukaryota; Fungi; Ascomycota; Eurotiomycetes; Eurotiales; Aspergillaceae
Exons: 5
Coding region: 1-1242 (413 amino acids)
Source: RefSeq, a predicted model, not a curated record
AUGAACGGUACAUACAAUACCAUCAGAGGCCCGAAGAAGUUUUGGCUACUUAGAGUUCUACACGCUCUUGGGGCUACUGCCGCUAUUAGCAAUAGCACUUUGACCAUCUACCAAAGUUCGGACUUGGUCAACACCACUGCAUCUGCUGGUUGUCAGCAAGCGCUCACCUCCAAUGUGACCUGCUUUCGCAGUUUGCCCGCCGCGAUCACCAGGGUGACCUCGUGGUCGUCGGAUGCGCUGUCUAUGAUCUGCGACGAGUCUUGCACAACCUCGCUGAACAACUGGAUAUCAUCUGUUAAUAGCAGCUGUGGCGCUACAGCUCAGUAUAAUAUCACUGGCACGGUGCAAACGGCAAGCUCGGCAGGACAGGAGCUGCUCUGGAAACAGUCCGCGACAUAUGUCGAAGACCCCUCGGGCAAUUUCUGUAAUCUGGUGAUUCAGAGCGCCGUAUCUAAUGGUGACCCGACCGUGCUCUGCAGCGCUUGUCUCUUGGACUAUUUGACGACAGUUGUUAACUCUCUAUGGGGACAGGAGGUUAUGGACCCGGUUGCUGUGGAGAGUCGGAUUCAGAGCUGCUCAGCGACGGCUUCAUACUCGGUCACGUACACAGCCACGACAACCUUAACUUCAGGAACCGCACCAUCAUCGCCCACUUCCAAUAUUCGAUGCAACACGACUGACCCAGAGAUAACCACAUACACAGUAACGGGCAAUAAGACAUGCAUCAACAUCUCCGCUGCGAAGAAUGUGUCCACUCUAGCGUUGGCGGCAUUGAACGGGUUAGAUAGUGCGUUGGGAAGCAUUCAAUUAUAUCUAGGCUACAAUAGCAGUACAAGUUCCUACACUACCCUGGCUUCAACCAUCAACCCCAACGCAACUUUGACAGCAAACCGUACCACUACCCACUUCUUUUACUCGUUUCCUCCUCCGACAACCACUAUAUCGGCCUAUAAUAACACGGCCUGGGCUCUCAGUCAGAACUACACUCUUUGUGUACAGGCAAUGGCGUAUUACAACAUCACGGCGGAGACCGAGUGGACAGACAACAUAUACGACGAUACUGCUUGGUUCUCUGAGUACCAGCGUGUCUUCUACGGGGGCAACCGCUACCCUCAGCUCAACCGCUCCGUCAACAUCUUCGGCAACUUCUACUCCGACUGGUGGAAUCUCGCCGAAUGGCCUCUGCGGCUCGGCGAACAACGGAUGGACCUGUGCGGGGUCGACGUUUGGUACCUGCUGUAG